AUGGGCUGGCCAACGAGCGAGUCGUGCGCUCGAGUUGGCACAAAAGCCGCCCGUAGUACAGAAACGCGCCUAUCGACGCCCUCCUACGACACCGACACUUUGGCCGCUCGAGAGCGUCGUAUCGACACGAACGCAUCGCAAAUCGAACGAUUCGUCAAAGUGAGGGAGAUAGAGACUUGGCUUCUACCGCCCGCGCAUCGACAGAGAACAAAGUACCAGGCUGUCCUGGAUCGCUACUCAACCUUGACCCCUUCCCCAUCCGACCUGCCUGAUGCAAACGCCGAGCCACACCAAAUGGAGGACGAACAAACGAGUAGAGAGAAGAGAGAUCCAUCAGCUACCCCGCCCCUAUCACCACCCAAACACGACUUUCCAGCUCUUAUGGAUAUCCCUUACCAUUUGCAGCGUUGUUUUCCACCCCGGCCCAUUUGUCUUUCCCAAUCCGUUUUGCCUUCUACCCCGCCAACCGCUCAACUGUUUCCCGUAUGUCAAAUCAACCCAAAACUCAAACAACAUGCGAUAUUUGAGCUUACGGGUCGAUUCUCGGGCUUUGAAGACGCUACUCAACCUCUCGACUCACCCCGAACGUCAAAGUCACACGAUGCCAGUGACAAAUGGGCAGGAACGGAGAGGAAUUGUAACAG
Messenger RNA from Acaulospora colombiana, 644 nucleotides. NCBI's taxonomy places the organism in Eukaryota, Fungi, Glomeromycota, Glomeromycetes, Diversisporales, Acaulosporaceae. The record is from the annotation of a GenBank genome assembly.